AUGCACUUUAUCUCUGUGUGCCUUUUCUCAAAAAUUUUUUAACCAGCUGAUGACAGGCUGAUUCUGGAAUUCUCUAACAAAACUCCUUUGGUUGAUUGCAUUAUCAAAAUCGUCUGCUGUUUUCUUUUGGAAAAUGUUCAUUUCCACUUAAACUGUGAAUUAUGUAUUGUGUACAUACAGAACUCUAAAACUUUCCCAAGCACUUUAAUUCAUCAUGCCAGUGGGAAACUUUAGCUUUGUAAAGGAUUUCAUCAUAGUUGGCUUUCCUGGACUUCAGCCUUAUUACUAUGGCCUUGUAUCAGCACUUCUGUUUUUUGUUUAUGUGUUUACAAUGGUUGGGAAUGCUGUAUUUUUUACUUUGUUUGUAUUGACUAAGAGCUUUCAGAAACCUGUUUAUUAUUGCAUUAUAAAUCUUGUUGUGUGUGAUGUAUUAUUCAGCACCACGACAUUACCAAAGAUAAUUAGCAGGUAUUGGUUCCAAGAUGGAACCAUUUCAUUCUUGGGCUGUUUUCUUCAGAUGUUUUUUGUGCACUAUUUUGGCUCGGUCACUGCACGUUUGUUGGCAGUAAUGGCUAUAGAUCGCUAUGCAGCAAUCUGUUUUCCACUUAGAUAUCAUAGUAUCAUGACAAACAGAAAUGUAUUCAUUUUGAUCCUGGGCUCUUGGAUGUUGGGUUUGAUAGGCCCUUUGAUGAUGAUCAUUCGAGCUUACCCUCUCCCUUAUUGUGCGAGUAACGCCAUUGUGCACUGUUACUGUGAUCAUAUUGCCAUCACAACACUGGCAUGCACAGAUAGAGAAGAAUAUAGUUAUCCAGCAUUCAUUCAUGCUAUGAUAGUACUACUGGGUUCUCUUGCUGUUAUUGUUUUCUCUUACUGCGCCAUCAUUGUGGCAGUUUUGCGUAUAUCGAGCGUUCAAGGAAGGAUGAAGACUUUCUCCACCUGCAGUCCUCAGCUCAUCAUAAUUGCCCUUUUUUUCCUACCCAGGUGUUUUAAUUAUUUAUCAAGCAAUAUUAAUAUAAAGUUCAGUACUGAUUUGCGAUUAGUCAUUAUUAUGAUGUAUAGUCUUCUACCACCCAUGAUCAACCCCCUUAUUUAUUGUUUGAGAACAGAAGAGGUAAAGAAGGCAGUAUUUAUUGAAAGGGCAAUCCACAAUCAAAGUCCAAAACAAAAAAAGGUAAAAACACAGAGUAAACAGUCCAAACAGUCAAAGGGGCACCCAACACAGGAGAAUGGGCAGAAAGUCAAAACCACGAACAUGAGAAGCAAAAGACAGCACACUCAUAAAUGCAGUGCAUAAAUGCAGGGGGGGGGAGGAGGGGGGUUGGUUGUGGUUGUGGGUCUCCCUCCAUAGAAAUCGCAUUCCGGGCCUCCCUGGCCCCAACCCCCUCCCACAGUUUUGUCUUGAGAUCAUUAACGGCUUACACUUGAAAACAGCUGGGUUAAUAUAUAAUUAGAUUAAUAAGUGUAGAUAGAAUUACUGUCAUAUAUUUAUAUAUAUAUAUAUAUAUAUAUAUAUAUAUAUAUAUAUAUGAAGAGUUCAGAUGCAAAAGCCUCUAAGU
Molecule: messenger RNA, 1556 nt
Organism: Megalobrama amblycephala (Wuchang bream)
Lineage: Eukaryota; Metazoa; Chordata; Actinopteri; Cypriniformes; Xenocyprididae
Product: olfactory receptor 2L5-like
Exons: 2
Coding region: 215-1294 (359 amino acids)
Biological process (GO): G protein-coupled receptor signaling pathway
Cellular component (GO): membrane
Molecular function (GO): olfactory receptor activity; G protein-coupled receptor activity
Source: RefSeq, a predicted model, not a curated record